Molecule: messenger RNA, 1479 nt
Organism: Capsaspora owczarzaki ATCC 30864
Lineage: Eukaryota; Filasterea; Ministeriida; Capsasporidae
Product: glycosyltransferase 8 domain-containing protein 1
Exons: 2
Coding region: 1-1479 (492 amino acids)
Cellular component (GO): Golgi apparatus
Molecular function (GO): glycosyltransferase activity
Source: RefSeq, a predicted model, not a curated record
AUGUUCAACGUGAAAACAGCGCGUUUGGCGCUCCUCGUCGCGGUGGGCGUGCUGAUCGUCAUUGCAACAACUACAGGACCCAUUCCACCACAAAAGCAGCCCGGUGCUGCUCCGGCGGCGGCCGCGUUGGCAGGAGGGGCAGCCUCGGGGAACAGCGAGCCAAAUCUAAACCCUCUCUCUGGGGACGUCCCAGUCGGCCGCCGAGAAGCCCCUCAACCCGCGUCCGGCGCUGCCAAUGCCGCAGCAGCAGCAGCAGCAGCAAAAAAACCACACCCACCAGCUGCCUCACCAGCCGCAGUGGCAGCAGCAGCAGCAGCAGCAGCAUCGGACAAGAAGGACGCGGCGGCAGAAGGUGUCAUGGGCGAUGCUCCACCUGCUCCCGUCGACCCCAACGACCCCUUCCUACCACAAAACCGCAAGCUGGCCCCUCUCGAGUCCUACAAGCCGCUCGUCGACGAUGGUGUCAUGCGCAUCAACGUCAUGAUCGCCUCGGACGCCAACACUUUGAUCGGCGUUAUCGCUGUUGUCAAGUCCAUUCUCGCAAACACCAAAACCCCUGAUCGCAUCGAUUUCUACCUCAUCGUCGACACCGACCAAGAGGCAGUCCGCUGCCAACGCUGGCUCAACCUUGCAUUCGAAAAGAAGCGACAGGCUCAGUUCUGGGUCAAGGUCUUCCCGCUCGAGUGGGUCGCCAACAAGAUCAAGAUCCGUGGCCGUCGUCAAGAUCUCGCUUCGCCUGCAAACUAUGCUCGUUACUACGUGCUGGACUUGUUCCCCAAUUUGACUGGCCGCAUUGCCUACAUUGACUCCGACGUCGUCGUGCAAGACGACGUUGCCGGCCUGUACUUCCACCCCAUCGAGCCAGGGCACAUUGGCGCGUUUGUCAAGGACUGCCACAAUGAGCUCCGCUUCUUUAUCAACUUUGAGCAUCCGCGAGUGCUGGCACAGCAGAUGGAUCCCAGCACCUGCAGCUUCAACGCUGGUGUCUACGUGGCCGACCUCACCGAGUGGAAGCGCCAGCGCAUGAGCAAGGAGCUCGAGUUUUGGAUGGAGCUCAACACACGCGAAAACGUCUACGGUGGCGAAGGUUCGGGCGGCGGCUCGCAGCCUCCCAUGCUGCUGGCCUUGUACGGUCGCGCAACCGAGCUCAAUCCCCUCUGGCACGUCCGGCACCUCGGAUGGUCUGGCAGCUAUGCCUACACGGCAGAGUUUGUGAAAUCGGCGCAUCUCUUGCACUGGAACGGUGCUGGCAAGCCCUGGUUGCUUGUUCCCGGCGUUAACUUCCCGUCCGUGUGGCGCCAGUUCUGCACUCCCGAACCCGAGUUGAGUGCAACUGCGUGCUCUGAACCCAGCGAUGGACCAUCGUACAAGUACGUCUCUGACGAGGCCAUGCUGGCCGAACACUGCACACAAGUGCGGGAGCAGCGUGCGGCAGAUGCCGAGAUUGGUAUUGCCCUCGAUUGCACCUUCCCUUGGUGA